GGCCACAUGAAAAAUUGUGGUUCACAAAAUUUCUUCCCCUCCCCCUCCAUUGCUGACGUGGAAUCUCCCACCUUUCCAUCUAAAACUCAUAACUUAAAACCCUUCCCUUCUCCAUUUUCACACUUUAACUUCUCCGAGAACAAAAAUGGCUGAAGUUGAAAUGAGAGAUCCAAUCAUAAAGUUGUUUGGGAAAACCAUUUCUUUGCCUUCGGAUUCCAAGUUUCUUUCUUCAGAAACUACUGAAGAGGAAACUUCAUGUGAAGAAUUGGGAUUAGAAAAAGAGGGGAAUAGCAGUGGAAACCAAAUCACAGAUCAAACAACAUCAGGAGUAAGUGAGAAUCCAUUAGAAGAAAGAGAGAUUUCAUCGCCAAAAGCUUCCAAAAAUGAAGAACAAAGUGAAACAAGUAAUUCCCCUGACAACAAAACCUCAAAAAAACCAGACAAAAUCCUUCCUUGCCCUCGAUGUAACAGCAUGGACACCAAAUUCUGUUACUUCAACAAUUACAAUGUCAAUCAACCUCGUCAUUUUUGCAAGAAUUGCCAAAGAUAUUGGACAGCCGGUGGGACCAUGAGAAACGUUCCGGUCGGUGCCGGCCGACGAAAGAAUAAAAACUCCUCAUCUUCACAUUUCCGUCAGUUAAUAAUUCCCGACGGCGGAAUUCACCCACAUCAAUUUCUAGAUAACAACGGAACCUUUCUCACUUUUGCCUCAGAUUCUUCAAUUUCCAACUCACAGAGCUGUAACCCAAAUGGGUUUCUCAUUAAUACAGAAAACGGAGAUGAUCAUUCAAGUAAAUCUUCAAUUACAGUUUCGAAUUCAUCAGAGAAAGGAGCUAAAAUGGCUUCACAACAAUCAAUAGCGAAAAAUGUUUUCCCUUUUCUGCCUCAAUUACAGUCAUUUACAGGGCUUUCAUUGCCUUAUUCUUCAAUUACUCCACCAUCGGCACCGUUCUACCCGCCAGGAAUUCCGGUAUCGUAUUACCCUUCACAGCCGUACUGGGGCUACCUAGCGCCGCCGUCUUUGACAAUAAUUAAUCCCAACAGUCAAAAUUCGUCUACGAAUUCCUCUGUAUUGGGGAAACGUUCAAGAGAUGGGAAAUUGGUUAAAAGUCCAUCAAAUACAGAAUCUGAGAUUGUUAAACAGAAGAAUAGUGAAGAACCCAGUUUGGGGAUUCCAAAGACAAUGAAAGUGGAUGAUCCAAAUGAAGCAGCAAAGAGUUCUAUAUGGUCAACUCUAGGAAUUAAGAAUGAUAAAAAAGCUGGUGGUGGAAGUACAAGUACAACCAUCAAUGGCGGUAGUCUUUUUGUCUCUUUACAACGAUCUACAAAGGGAAAAGAAGAAACCCAGAUUGAAAGUUGGUCGCUUUUGCAGGCAAAUCCAGCAGCUUUUUCUCGGGCUUUGAAAUUCCGAGAGAUCGUUUAGUUUUUAGAGUGAAAACGAUGGCACUGUUGUGUUGUUGUUGUUGUUGUUGUUUAAAUUAAAUUUAACCUUUGAGUUUGAGAAUCAAAAUCCAACUGCUAAAACAAGAGAUAGGAGUGGAAAUCAUUGUUAUUUUUGGAGUAGAAGCAGUUAGUUUUAAUGAAGACAAAACUGGACCAGACCAUCCAACAUAAGGACUCCACUUUUGUGGAAAACCCCAUGUUUGCUGGCUGGGGCAUUCGUUUUUGUCGAGCUUUCUUGUACAUUAUUAUUACAAGUGAGAUAUAUAUAUAUCUAUCUAUCUACAUAUAUAUAUAUAUAUAUAUAUAUAUAUAUACUUCUUCUGCCUGCUAGAUUCUUCCAUAUAUUAUUUUUCAUUUUGAUAUUAAUUCAACAAACAAAAGUUGCAGAUAUUUGGAUA
Cucumis melo (muskmelon) is the source of this 1841-nucleotide messenger RNA. RefSeq names its product cyclic dof factor 1. NCBI's taxonomy places the organism in Eukaryota, Viridiplantae, Streptophyta, Magnoliopsida, Cucurbitales, Cucurbitaceae. Gene Ontology annotation, molecular function: DNA binding; DNA-binding transcription factor activity. Gene Ontology annotation, biological process: regulation of DNA-templated transcription. The record is from RefSeq and is a predicted model, not a curated record. Bases 146 to 1423 code for a protein of 425 amino acids. The transcript has 2 exons.